Molecule: messenger RNA, 2306 nt
Organism: Glycine soja
Lineage: Eukaryota; Viridiplantae; Streptophyta; Magnoliopsida; Fabales; Fabaceae
Product: RNA demethylase ALKBH10B-like
Exons: 7
Coding region: 283-1839 (518 amino acids)
Biological process (GO): mRNA catabolic process
Molecular function (GO): mRNA binding; demethylase activity
Source: RefSeq, a predicted model, not a curated record
GCAUUUUAAGCUAAGCACAUGAAAGUGUGGUGUGAUUGUGCACGUUACAUGGAAGGGAGGCCUCGAGUGUACGAAUUUGGCAUACAAGGCAAACACAAAAACAGAACAAGAGAGGGACAAUAAAUCCCACUCUUCUUUAAACCCCCUGGAACUGCAUCUCAUGUGACUCACUCAAUUCUUCUUUCUCUAUAACUAAAAAUCAAAACCCUUUUCAUUGCAACAAUAACAAAUCAUCAAACCCCUCUCUCUCUCUCUCUCGUUUUAAACCAUUUUCCUCUGCCCAUGGCGGCUGUCCCAGCAUCGCGGACCGAUCCACCACCGGCAAUGGUGCAGCCGCCGCUGCUCGUCUCUGACCCCUUCGCCAAGGACGCCAUUCUCGCCUGGUUCCACGGCGAGUUCGCCGCCGCCAACGCCAUCAUCGACGCCCUCUGCGGCCACCUCGCGCAUCUCGCCGCCGCAUCCUCAGACUACGACGCCGCUUUCGCCGCCAUCCACCGCCGCCGCCUCAACUGGAUCCCCGUCAUCCAGAUGCAGAAGUAUCAUUCCAUCGCCGACGUCACUCUCGAGCUCCGCAGAGUCGCCGAGAAGAAAAGCGAGCACGAAGCAGCGAAAAAAAGCGAGAGCAGCUUCGAAGAGGAAGGGAAAUUGGAGAAGGAAACGGCGGAAAACGGCGGAAACGACGGUGAUGACGAUGCCGCGCCGGAGUAUGAUUCGCCGGACAGUGAAAUUACCGAUUCAGGAUCUCAGGAAAUGCAACCCAGUGUGAUGAACAACAACAUAUGUUCUAAUCAUGAAGAAUGCGAAGGACGUUCUUCACAGAUAAAGCUGACAAAAGGUUUCACAGCAAAGGAGUCCGUGAAGGGGCAUAUGGUGAAUGUUGUGAAAGGAUUAAAGUUGUAUGAGGAUGUUUUCUCUGAAUCAGAAAUCUGCAAGCUGACUGAUUUUGUGAAGGAGAUUCAUGCUGCUGCCCAGAACGGGGAGCUCUCAGGUGAAACUUUUAUACUGUUCAACAAACAGAUGAAGGGAAACAAGAGAGAGCUGAUUCAGUUGGGUGUUCCGAUAUUUAGACAGAUAAAGGACGAUAACAAAAGCAAUAUAGAACCGAUUCCAGCACUUCUUCAUGAUGUCAUUGAUCACCUUAUUCAAUGGAAAUUAAUUCCAGAGUACAAAAGGCCAAAUGGUUGUAUCAUCAACUUUUUUGAAGAGGGGGAAUUUUCUCAGCCAUUCCUGAAACCACCGCAUUUGGACCAACCUCUAUCCACACUUCUUCUGUCUGAAUCAACUAUGGCUUUUGGGCGUAUCCUUAUGAGUGAAAAUGAUGGGAACUACAAGGGUCCACUCAUGCUCUCAUUGAAGGAGGGGUCUCUUUUAGUGAUGAGAGGAAACAGUGCUGACAUGGCAAGGCACGUAAUGUGUCCAUCCCCUAACAGAAGGGUGAGCAUUACCUUCUUUAGAGUGAGGCCAGACUCCAAUCAAUGCCAAUCACCAACUCCCACCAUGACAACUGCGAUGACUCUUUGGCAACCUAGCAUUGCUAGCCCAUUUACUUUGCCAAACGGACCUCUAAGUGGCUAUGAGGCUAUGAAUAUGAUGCCCCAGUUGGGAAUACUUAGUGCUCCAAUGGUCAUGUUAGCUCCUAUGCGCCCUAUGGCAGCAAACACUCACAAACUUCCUCGAGGUGGAACUGGGGUUUUCUUGCCUUGGAAGGGGUCAGCCAGAAAACAUGCAAGGCAUCUUCCACCGCGUGCUCAAAAAGGACGCCUUAUGGAAUUACCCUCCCCAGUUGAAUCACACACGGGAGAGUCCAUUUCUGAACCCAGCAUUGCUGUUGAAGGAUAGGUAUGAUUUCUGUCUCAAAGCUGUCAUGGGUUUAAAGAGAUGUGAAUCAAGAAAACGUGGCUUCCAUGCCUCGGUUAUUUGAUCUGGACUGUGGAGUAUUUAUUUUGUUGUACAAACACAGGGGUUGCUAGAAGAGUUUGUUAAAUUCAAUUUUUUUUCCUCACAUUUUCCCUUUUACUUGCCUUUUAGAUAGAUAACUUAGAAUCUAGUUUUCACAAUGGUUUAUUGUGGGUUCCAAUCAGCUUCAAGGAUUUGGAGAAUGUGAAUUAUAUUACCGACAGAAUUUUAUAAGAAUGGUCAUUUAUGUUUUCAAUUAGAGUUUUAAUUUGAGUCUGACUGUCUACUGGCUGUUGAGGCUGCUACAAGACAGAUGAGUAUUAGAAAGUGGUUCAGGACAUCGAAAGCAUUAUUAACAGAGAAUGGGAGGGGAAGGUAGUACAAAUUCCUCCCUCCCGCUUUUGUGUGCA